CUCUCACUUUAAUUCUCUGUUCUUUUCUUCUCUUUCAAUCCAAGCUUUCUCCCCCAACAAAUCUUCGUAUAAUCUCUGCAAAUUCACAGCUCAAAUGAUUGUUUUUAGCUUUGGAUCCAUGGUAUGAUAACAAGAUCUUUAUUGGUGCAGACGGAGAAUGAUCGUGUCGAUUAGUUGAUGAAAAGCUUUUCAAAUUUCAGCUCUCUCUUGUUGGUCGGUUUGAUAUAGUAUUGGAGUUAUAAUUCACGUAGAUGAUAUAGAAUUUUCAGCCGAAGAUCAUGGCCAAAAGAGGAGCUCAAACAUGUGGAUUAUUUAUCAUCUCCAUGUUCUUCUUCUUCUUCAGUUUUGGCAUGUCCGCAAGGGAGGAGAUAGAGCUGCUGCUAUCCUUCAAAGCUUCAAUCAAUGAUCCGCUUGGGUUUCUCUCCAAUUGGAAUUCCUCCGUUGAUUUCUGCAACUGGUAUGGUAUCUUAUGUACGAACUCAUCUCAUGUUUCCAGUAUUGAUCUCUCCGGGAAGAACAUCUCCGGCGAGAUUUCUCCUGUACUUUUCGGUUUGCCGUAUAUUGAAACUCUCAAUCUCUCCAACAAUGCUCUUUCCGGUGGAAUUCCGGGCAACAUCUCUUUGUGUUAUUCACUUCGAUAUCUCAAUCUUAGUAACAAUAAUUUGACGGGUUCUAUGCCAAGGGGCUCAGCUUCCGGGCUUGAAGCUUUGGAUCUCUCCAACAAUGUGAUUUCCGGUGAAAUUCCAGCGGAUAUGGGAUUAUUUUCCAGACUCAAGGUGCUUGAUCUUGGUGGAAAUUUUUUGGUGGGGAAGAUUCCAAAUUCUAUUGCAAAUAUCACAAGUUUAGAAUUCUUGACUUUGGCUUCCAACCAAUUGGUUGGUGAAAUUCCUAGAGAAUUAGGCCGAAUGAAGAGCUUGAAGUGGAUUUACUUGGGCUACAACAAUCUCUCCGGUGGUAUUCCAAAAGAGAUAGGCGAGUUAACUUCUCUGAACCAUCUUGAUCUUGUCUACAACAAUCUCACUGGUGAAAUCCCAUCCUCCCUUGGAAACCUCAGCGACCUUCACUUCCUCUUUCUCUACCAAAACAAGCUUUCGGGUUCAAUCCCUCCUUCCAUUUUCGACCUUAAAAAGUUGAUUUCGCUUGAUUUAAGCGAUAAUUCUCUUUCGGGUGAGAUUCCGGAGCUUGUAAUUCAGUUGCAGAACUUGGAGAUUCUUCAUUUGUUUGCCAACGAUUUUACUGGGAAGAUUCCAAGAGCUUUAGCUUCUUUGCCUCGGCUUCAAAUCCUCCAACUAUGGUCCAACAAAUUGUCCGGGGAGAUUCCGAAGAACCUUGGCAAACAAAAUAAUCUCACAGUACUGGACCUCUCCACCAACAAUCUCUCCGGAGAAAUUCCCGAAAGCCUUUGCAACUCAGGGCGCCUCUUUAAACUCAUCCUCUUCUCAAACUCACUGGAAGGUGAAGUCCCAAAGAGUUUAAGUGACUGCAGAAGCUUGCGGCGAGUCCGCCUUCAGAGCAAUCACUUCUCAGGUGAAUUGUCGUCGGAAUUCAUGAAGCUGCCCCUAGUCUACUUCCUUGAUAUCUCGGAUAACAAUCUUACAGGCAAAAUCAGUGAUCGGAGGUGGGAUAUGCCAUCACUUCAGAUGUUGAGUUUAGCAAGAAACAGAUUUUUUGGGAACUUGCCUCAGUCUUUCGGUGCUAGCAAGCUCGAGAACUUAGACUUGUCAGAAAAUCAGUUUUCCGGCGCCGUCCCGUCGAGUUUUGGGAACUUGUCCGAGCUCAUGCAGUUAAAGCUGAGUGAAAACAUGCUUUCAGGUGAUAUCCCAGAAGAAUUAUCGUCAUGUAAGAAGCUUGUGAGUCUAAACCUCAGCCACAAUCAGCUCAGUGGUCACAUUCCCGCUAGUUUCUCUGACAUGCCAGUUCUUGGACAGCUCGAUUUGUCUCAGAAUCAAUUAUCUGGCAAAAUCCCACCGAAUUUAGGGAGAGUGGAAUCACUUGUUCAAGUGAAUCUUUCCAACAAUCAUUUGCAUGGCAGUUUACCUUCCACCGGAGCGUUCCUCGCCAUCAAUUCAAGCUCAGUUUCAGGAAACAAUCUUUGUGGUGGGGAUACUACAAGUGGGUUGCCACCAUGCAAAAGGUUAAAAACCCCAGUUUGGUGGUUCUUCGUCACUUGUUUUCUGGUUGUUUUGGUGGUGCUUGCUCUUGCUGCUUUUGCCGUUGUGUUCAUCCGACGCCGAGAUGGAUCAGAGCUCAAGAGAGUAGAACAUGAAGAUGGGAUGUGGGAAAUGCAGUUCUUUGAUUCCAAGGCCUCAAAAUCAAUCACAAUCAAAGGCAUACUGUCAUCUACAACAGAAAAUAAUGUGAUUUCAAGAGGAAGGAAAGGGAUUUCAUACAAGGGGAAGACUAAAAAUGGUGAGAUGCAAUUUAUGGUGAAGGAAAUAAAUGAUAGUAACUCAAUUCCUUCUAGUUUCUGGACAGAAUUCGCUCAAUUUGGUAGGCUUCGGCAUUCAAAUGUUGUCAAGCUAAUCGGACUGUGCCGGUCUCAAAAGUGUGGAUAUUUGAUUUCUGAGUACAUAGAAGGGAAGAAUUUGAGUGAAGUUCUUCGAAGUCUAAGCUGGGAGCGUAGACAAAAAAUUGCCAUUGGGAUAUCAAAAGCCCUAAGAUUUCUGCACUGUAAUUGUUCACCCAGUAUGGUGGUCGGUAACAUGUCACCACAGAAGAUCAUAAUCGACGGAAAGGAUGAGCCUCACCUGAGACUGAGUCCUCCAUUGAUGGUCUGUACAGACUUCAAAUGCAUCAUAUCCACAGCCUAUGUUGCCCCAGAAACCAGAGAAACUAAAGACAUAACCGAGAAGAGCGAUAUCUAUGGAUUUGGCCUCAUUCUGAUCGAACUAAUGACCGGCAAAAGCCCCACCGACGCAGAAUUUGGCGUGCAUGGAAGCAUUGUGGAGUGGGGUCGUUACUGCUACUCAGACUGUCAUCUUGAUAUGUGGAUUGAUCCAAUAAUUAGGGCACAGGUAUCAAGCAAUCAGAACCAGAUGGUUGAAAUCAUGAACCUAGCCCUUCACUGCACUGCCACUGACCCUACUGCAAGACCUUGUGCAAGCGAUGUAUUGAAAACUCUAGAGUCUGUGCUGAGAUCAAGUUCUUGUGUUUCAGGCCUGAAAUUUUCUUCACCUAUUUAGUAUUUCCCCCCCAUGAUUUUUUUCUCCACUUUCUUUUUUUGUUUUAAUUUUUUUUCCUGGUAUUUUUAUUAAUAGGCAAGAAUUAUGAGUGAUCAGUGUUAUUACUCAAAUGUUUUGUUUGAUGUUAUGAUGAUAUACUAGUGAGUGUAAAAAUGUAGAUAAACUAAAAGCCAUUAUAUGAAUUACAGCUUUUUCUCUCAGUUACCA
Messenger RNA from Vitis riparia (riverbank grape), 3389 nucleotides. Its product is annotated as probably inactive leucine-rich repeat receptor-like protein kinase At2g25790. Gene Ontology annotation, biological process: protein phosphorylation. The record is from RefSeq and is a predicted model, not a curated record. Gene Ontology annotation, molecular function: protein binding; ATP binding; protein kinase activity. NCBI's taxonomy places the organism in Eukaryota, Viridiplantae, Streptophyta, Magnoliopsida, Vitales, Vitaceae. The transcript has 3 exons. Bases 279 to 3182 code for a protein of 967 amino acids.